Molecule: messenger RNA, 423 nt
Organism: Porites evermanni
Lineage: Eukaryota; Metazoa; Cnidaria; Anthozoa; Scleractinia; Poritidae
Source: the annotation of a GenBank genome assembly
UUUGGAACCAGAAAAAACCAGUUUGGAAGAUUCUACGUUCGAAGGGGUAGGUUAAUCGCCAUAAAGCUGGUUCAUCUGCACGGUAGCGUGACUUGCAACAUAACCAACGUCAACUCGCCUUUGUCUAACUGGGGCUGUGGGAGCACCGGGGUUAACGUGGUGGUUACAACCUCGCGCAAUACUAUACUACUACCACCAAGAGAGUUCCUCAGUAAAGACAAGUUCCGCGCCUGGCUGAAAUGGUCAGUGAUUCCCGGAUAUAAUUCCUUUUCGCCGAGGCUUGUUCUGCGGUUUUUCCCGUCUCCUUUUCCAGUGUUAAGGAGCCGAGAGUUACGCUUGUGGUACGGUGAAGACCUGAUGGAUUUUGCCGAAGAAGACAACCGAGGAUCAUCGUGCGUUGAUGUUUUUGCUCUUUAUGCAUGA